Phalaenopsis equestris is the source of this 609-nucleotide messenger RNA. RefSeq lists its product as uncharacterized. Lineage: Eukaryota; Viridiplantae; Streptophyta; Magnoliopsida; Asparagales; Orchidaceae. The record is from RefSeq and is a predicted model, not a curated record. The transcript has a single exon. Bases 1 to 609 code for a protein of 202 amino acids. Gene Ontology annotation, molecular function: nucleic acid binding; RNA-DNA hybrid ribonuclease activity.
AUGACUAACUGCUGGGCUUACCUAAACAAACUAAUACACUGGAGGAAGUUCCCCAGGAUUCUGCAGACCACAACUUACAUGGGUGCCAACCAAUUCAAAAUCAUCAAGGUGAGAUGGGAGAGACCUCCUUAUCCUUUCAUUAAAAUAAACACUGAUGGAAGCUACACAAACAAGAGAGCAGGCAUUGGGGGAAUUUUCAGAGAUCAUAAAGGGAAAACUUUGCUGUUUCACAAGGCCCCUUAUAUUGCUGAUGAUGCUCUGGAAACUGAAGCUACUGCACUUUUCUGGGCUUUAAAUUUUGCCAAAAAGAACAAUUGGCAGUGGAUUCUUGCUGAAGUGGACUGCUCCCUGCUGGUGGAGUUACUAAAUUCUAAGAUGUCCUCCUCUUGGAAUAUUAACCAAUGGAUUCAUAGAAUCAACAAGCUUAGUACUGAAAGUAAAAUUCAUUUCUCUUUUGUGUUUAGGGAAGCUAAUAGACCUGCUAUUUAUCUAGCUAUAGAAGGAGCUCAUGCUGAUCAUCCUGAAGUGUCCACAACUCUCUCCCCCUCCCUACAGCUACUAACUCAAGGGGACAAGCUUCAAAUCCCUUAUCUUAGAGUGCAAAGAUGA